Molecule: messenger RNA, 801 nt
Organism: Colletotrichum costaricense
Lineage: Eukaryota; Fungi; Ascomycota; Sordariomycetes; Glomerellales; Glomerellaceae
Product: DEK C terminal domain-containing protein
Exons: 4
Coding region: 1-801 (266 amino acids)
Biological process (GO): transcription initiation at RNA polymerase I promoter; nucleolar large rRNA transcription by RNA polymerase I
Cellular component (GO): RNA polymerase I upstream activating factor complex; nucleus
Molecular function (GO): RNA polymerase I cis-regulatory region sequence-specific DNA binding
Source: RefSeq, a predicted model, not a curated record
AUGUCUCUUCCCCUGAGCUCUGAAGAUGAGGAUAACUACACGGCCAUCAUAGAUGGCAUCCUUGCGACCGCGGACUUGACGACCAUCACUCGCAAGAAGAUCCGUUUGGGUCUGGAGAAAGCUCUUGGCGGGAAGGACCUGACUGCUCAGAAGGAUGCCAUCAAGGCGCUGAUAGAAGAGCGAUUCGACGCCAUCUCGGGUUCCAACGACGCAGCCCCCGACUCGUACUCCGCAAGUCCCGCCCCGAAGCGCGAAGCCAACGGCCACGACGAUGAUAUUGAUGGCGAGAUUGAGGUGUCCGUCGCGCCUGUCCGGAAGAGACAGAAGCGUGAGGACUCGUCUGAAGACGCCGAUGCCAAGCUCGCUGCGAAGCUACAAGCUCAGGAAAACCAAAUGGCAAGAGGAAGGACAACUCGAGGCGGCAAUGGCGCAAGCAGUAAGGGUAGCAAAGCGGCCAAGAAGAAGAAGGCGCCCCGCAAGAAGAGCGACAAGAAGAUUGACGACAGCGACGUCGAGGACAGCGGCGAAGCGCCGAAACGCAAGGCUGGUGGUGGAUUCCAAAAGCCCUUCAACUUGAGCGAGCCGUUGUCAGAGUUGCUUGGCGAACCUCAGCUCUCUCGCCCGCAGGUUGUCAAGAAGCUCUGGGAACACAUCAAGGGCAACGACCUACAGGAUCCGGAAAACAAGAGACAAAUCAUUUGCGACGACAAGAUGCACGCGAUUUUCAAACAAUCCAAGGUGGAUAUGUUCCAAAUGAACAAGAUGAUCGGGGCCCAUCUUUACCCGGUUGAGGAGCAGUGA